AUUUUUUUGUCUUCCUCCAGAUUAACGAGUUAAAUAAUGUGCCUGUACCAGUAAUGCUGAUGCCGGAUGACUUUAAAGCCUACAGCAAAAUCAAAGUGGACAACCAUCUAUUUAACAAAGAAAACCUUCCUAGUCGCUUUAAGUUCAAAGAAUAUUGUCCCAUGGUGUUCAGAAACCUGAGGGAGAGGUUUUGCAUCGAUGACCAAGACUACCAGAACUCUCUGACACGGAGUGCUCCGCUCAACAGCGACUCCCAGGGUCGCUUUGGCAACCGCUUCCUCUCCAGCUACGACCACCGAUUUGUAAUCAAAACCGUAUCCAGUGAGGAUAUCGCUGAGAUGCACAACAUCUUGAAAAAAUACCACCAGUUUAUAGUGGAAUGUCACGGCAACACACUGCUGCCUCAGUUCCUGGGCAUGUACAGGCUAACAGUGGACGGGGUGGAGACGUAUAUGGUCGUGACCCGGAAUGUAUUCAGUCAUCACCUCACUGUGCAUCGCAAAUAUGACCUGAAGGGUUCUACUGUCUCAAGAGAAGCCAGUGACAAGGAAAAGGCAAAAGAGCUCCCCACUUUUAAAGACAACGACUUCCUCAACGAAGGCCAUAAACUGCAAAUAGGAGACGACAACAAGAAAUACUUUUUGGAGAAGCUAAAACGGGAUGUUGAGUUCUUGGCCACUCUCAAGAUCAUGGACUACAGUCUUCUAGUGGGGAUUCACGACGUGGAUCGAGCCGAGCAGGAGGAGAUGGAUGUGGAAGGUACUGCGGAUGAGGAAGAGUUUGAGAACGACGGGAUAGGCGGAGGCGUGCUGACCGGCUCAGUUGGGACUCCUCCAGACAGCCCAGGAAACCCUUUCAACUGUGGAGGAUUCUUUGAACCUGGGGACUUUGACCCCUCUGUUGAUGUUUACGCAAUCAAGAGCCAUGACAGUGCUGUCAAGAAGGAGGUGUACUUUAUGGCCAUCAUUGACAUCCUCACACAUUACGAUGCGAAGAAAAAAGCUGCACAUGCUGCCAAAACUGUGAAACACGGGGCGGGGGCCGAGAUCUCAACGGUGAACCCGGAGCAGUACUCCAAGCGCUUCUACGAAUUCAUGUCCAAUAUCCUGUCAUAAACUUUUCGCCUCUUUCUCUCUCACACAUGCACGCACACACACACACACACUUAAUUUCCACCUUUACCUAAAGAGGCCACAUCUCAGUCGAGUGAGGCCGUUACAUUUUUUUUAACAUAAAUGACAGAACCUUUCCUUUUUUGUACCCCUUUUUUGUUUGAGUUAAUACUGUUUGGUUUCUCGCCAGCACAGAAAGUGUCUCACUAUAAAUGCCUUGAACGCUUCUGCAGCCUCCUCACUUUUCUACUCAUGUUCUAACUCCACAAGCAGGCAGACGACACAAGCUCACUUCCGUCUUCUUUUUAGUACGAACACUUUGGAAUUAGAGGAAAUGUUGUGUUGAUUAUUAAAUGACUGCAUGGCUGACGUGCACAUGAGCCUUCAACAGUACGCUUGACAUUAAAACCACUGAACUAAAACAUCUGAGUGUUAAAAAAAAACAAAAACGAGAAAAAGGACAAAAAAACCCUGAGAAAAUUGGUGUUUGAAUGUUACGUUGCCAUAUUGUAUUUCUUAAUACUUUUGGAAUACCUGUGAGCUUGGUGAAGGUUGGUCAAAGAUGUGUUGAAAGUAAGAAUAAGACAACAGCAAAUACUUGUUUUAUCACAGUAAGACUCUUUUUUUUUUAUAUAUAUCUUGUUUACAUUGAUGUAGCAAUUUAGUGUUUGUAUACAGUAUUGUUUUGUUACCAACAGACGUUAGGGAAAACAACGGUGACUUGAAAAUGAUUCAUUGCAUAUUAAAGGGAGUUUUAUCUUG
Entelurus aequoreus (snake pipefish) is the source of this 1874-nucleotide messenger RNA. Its product is annotated as phosphatidylinositol 5-phosphate 4-kinase type-2 beta-like. Gene Ontology annotation, biological process: phosphatidylinositol metabolic process. NCBI's taxonomy places the organism in Eukaryota, Metazoa, Chordata, Actinopteri, Syngnathiformes, Syngnathidae. Gene Ontology annotation, molecular function: phosphatidylinositol kinase activity. The coding region runs from base 54 to 1115 and encodes 353 amino acids. The record is from RefSeq and is a predicted model, not a curated record. The transcript has 9 exons.